Messenger RNA from Chelonia mydas (Green sea turtle), 1111 nucleotides. It is a transcript of the gene MRPL12, whose product is annotated as mitochondrial ribosomal protein L12. The record is from RefSeq and is a predicted model, not a curated record. Gene Ontology annotation, molecular function: structural constituent of ribosome. Lineage: Eukaryota; Metazoa; Chordata; Testudines; Cheloniidae. The coding region runs from base 272 to 865 and encodes 197 amino acids. The transcript is spliced from 5 exons. Gene Ontology annotation, biological process: mitochondrial transcription; translation. Gene Ontology annotation, cellular component: mitochondrial large ribosomal subunit; ribosome.
GCAUGCUGGGUAGCGUGCAGGCCUUGCUCGGAGGAUUGCGCGCCUGCCGCAGGGGGACCUGCCCGAGCCAUAGAGACGCGGGAGGCGGAGGCUAGACUGUCACCCUUUGCCAGCGACAUGGCCUGGGCAGGGCUAGAGCGCCCCGGCGACCAUAGAGACUGGGGGGCAGAGCGUCGCCGCCGCCGUGUCCUCUGCCUGCUGCUGCCCGCCUCCGAGGCCGGGCGUCUCCUUCCUGCUGCCGGGAGCCAGCGUGCUCGGUGCCGGCGCCGCCAUGCUGCCCGCCGCCCGCCCCCUAGGGGGGCCCUGCCUGAGGGGGCUCCGGGCCGCCGCCCGCCUGCUGCUGCGGCGGCAGCUGCCGGGAGUCCGUGCUGUGAGGAUGCUGAGGACCAGCUGCCACGCGAGGACAGAAGCCCUGGCCAGCGCCCCCUUAGAUAAUGCCCCGAAGGAAUAUUCCCCCAAGAUCCAGCAGCUGGUGCAGGACAUCGCUAGCCUGACACUACUGGAGAUCUCGGACCUCAAUGAGUUGCUGAAGAAGACACUGAAGAUCCAGGACAUGGGGCUGAUGCCAAUGGGUGGAAUGAUGCCACCACCUGCAAUGCAGUCAGCCACUCAGGUAGCGGAAGAAGAGGUCCCCAAGAAGCAGGAGAAAAUUCAUUUCACUGUCAAGCUGACUGAGGUGAAGGCUGUGGAAAAAGUAAAACUGAUCAAGGAAGUGAAGAACUGCAUGCAGGGGCUUAACCUUGUCCAGGCAAAGAAACUGGUAGAGUCACUUCCACAGGAAAUCAAGGCCCAUGUGUCCAAAGAGGAAGCAGAGAAGAUCAAAGCCGCGCUGGAGGCAGCAGGAGGGACUGUGGUUCUGGAGUAGAUGGCCCACGCCCCUGGCUGAGGGAUGCUUGUAUCGCCUGCCCGUGCCCAUGUGGGGCCCUGUCCAUUGACUGUUGUGGGGUUCCUGUGCAUUUCCAGGGGGCUAAGAUCUGCCCUGCUUUUCUGCAGUGGGGCUUUGCUCUAUUAGGAUGGCCCUGCGCCAGCUGGGUGUGUUCAGUGGGGAGCCUGACAUUUGUACCAGCACCAUAAUGAACUCUGAAUCUAUUAAAAAAAAGUGUGGGGGGAA